Molecule: messenger RNA, 1633 nt
Organism: Medicago truncatula (barrel medic)
Lineage: Eukaryota; Viridiplantae; Streptophyta; Magnoliopsida; Fabales; Fabaceae
Exons: 1
Coding region: 372-1172 (266 amino acids)
Source: RefSeq, a predicted model, not a curated record
GUUGUUAAUGACCACUUCAUUUAUGCAUGCUUUUGAUUCAAAUCUCUAUAUAUUAGAGUAACACAAAACCACCCAUUUCCGAAAAAAAGACCAAAACCUAAAGGAAAUACAUAACAAACAGAGAAACUCUAUUCUCAGAUUUUCACUUAGCCUCCAAUUUUUUCAUAUUAAAAACAUUCACUCAAUUUCCAUGCUUCUAAACCUAAAUACUACUGCAGUGUCUAUUAUAGCUGCAGUUUCUCUAUUGGUAUAUGUUUUCACAUAUAUUUUAUAUGUGCACAAAUUUUCAGUUCCCUUUAUUUAAAAACAUAACAGAGUAAGAAAACAAAAACAGAACCUGUUCUGUUUCAUUGCUCUUUUAUUAAGAAAAAAUGGGUACAAUCAAUUUACACAAACACAAAGCAGAGAAAUCCAACAAAGUUCAAAAACAUCGUCAUCUUAGAAUGAUUGCAAAAAUUUUUCGGUAUGCAGAGAUGUGUGUUGUGUUGAUUUUGAUUUCAAGGCUUUCAUUCCAACAACUACCAUUGGCUUUGAAGAACUCAAGCGAAUAUUUUCGAGGUUUCGCGGUUAGUCCUGCUUUUGUUUUUCUUGUUGGAAACAUCAUCAUCAUCAUACUCAUUGCUCAAUCUGGUCACUUCUCACAACAUGAUUCUGCAAAAAGAAGAAGUUCAGAACAUGAUCUUUAUCUCGAGUUUCUCAAGAAUAGCAACAUGUAUCAGAAAAUCCAAGGUUUUGAUCAGAAAAAACCCAGCGUAAAAGUUGAGAGCAACGUAAAAGGUCGUAGAAUAAACGAUGGAUGCAUGGUGAAAUUCUCUCAAAAAGAGAGUAUAAAGAGUGAAGAUGAUAACAAAAUGAAGUUGGAAGAGAAACAGGAGAUAAAAACAGAGAUGGGUUUGGAAGUGAAGGGAUAUAGGAGGUGUCAAUCGGAAAUUGAGUUGGUGAGGGGUGUGAAUAGUGAUGAUGCGAAGGAUCAAAGAGUGUUGCAAAGGUGUGAGAGUGAUAAUGAUAAGAGUAAGAGGAAAAACAUUGAAGUUGAUAAAGAGAAAAAAUGGAGUUUAUAUCCUGAAGAUGGAAUGAGCAGCGACGAAUUUCGUCGCACGGUGGAGGCAUUCAUUGCAAGACAACGGAAGCUACGAAUAAAUGAAGUACAAACCAUAUUUAUUCCUAGCUAAUCUGUGUAUGUAAUUUGUUUGAAAAUUGGAUUGUAAACUAAGGUUAAACCUUUAUGUGUCUUCUUCUGUUUAAUGAACAAACAACUAUGUGAAUAAAGAUUAGGGCAAGUGAGUGAAUAAGUAUUUGGAUUAUAAACAUUUGAGUCUAUUAAUCUAAUUUUGUUGGGUUUCUAGUUAGAAAACAUGGUGGUGUUUUCCAAUUUGGUUUUUAUGGUAGUGUUAUGUGCUUCACGCAGAAAUUUCGUGUCUCCUAGUACGUAAGAUUUAAUGUCUGUCUUACUGUGAUGCGGUUCAACAACUUGUCACCAUGGAAAAUAAUUAGUUAGGUUGCCUCAAUGGGGAGAAGCUAAACACACUCUUAUUUGGAAUUUGGAAUGGUGCUACACAAGCCAAAAUACAUUAUUAUGUUAACUUUUUUUUGGCUCUAGGUCUAAAUUUGAUGUUUUAGCUUUUGCUUUUUA